CAAUCUGAUGAUAGAGUAUAAUAAAAACCAUACAAAAGCCAAAGGUGCUUCUCCCCUGCUUAUUCUUCUUCCUCCUCUUCCCACCAAUCUCAAUCAAGGCCGGCAUAUUUUUAUGUCUUCACGACCUCAAAUACACAACACUAGUUAAAAUCCUUUCCCCAUUUCCCCCAAAAUCCCCUAAGUUCUUUCAUUUCUGCAACUCUACUAAAAGAAGUUUCAAUUUUGAUGUCUGCGACCCUAGAAGAACAUGAUUACAUAGGCUUAUCAGGGAUUCCUUCAAUGGAGACCUCCGAGAAACUCCUUCAAGGCAGUGAGAUAAACAAAGGUCUGAACUUGAAAGCCACGGAGUUGAGGCUUGGACUGCCUGGUUCUGAAUCGCCUGAGAGAGAUUUGACCCAUCUCAAGGGUUUCAUUUCUGGAGCCAAAAGGGGAUUCUUUGAUACCACCAUUAAUAGUGCUUCUGGUUCUGGCAAGUGGGUUCUCUCUGGAAACGAUGGAUCUGAGCUAGAUUUGAGCAAAAAUGGUGGAUUGUUCUCUCCAAGAGGUGCUAACAGUAGCCGGAAUGAUAUUGUUCCUGAGAGUAACUAUCAGAAGUCUGUUUCUUCUGUGAAAGAUGCCAUCAUCCCUGUCUCACCUAAACCUGCACCUGAGAGGAAACCUCAGAUUACUGCACCAGCUGCCAAGGCUCAGGUUGUGGGAUGGCCACCGGUUCGAUCUUAUAGGAAGAACUCAAUGGCUAGCGGUAAUCUUACUAAGAAGAAUAGUGACGAAUCUGAUAAUACCAAAUUGACAUCGGAUAACAAUGGGUUUUAUGUGAAAGUGAGUAUGGAUGGAGCUCCAUACUUGAGGAAAGUUGAUCUGAAUGUCUACUUAAGUUAUACAGAACUAUCGUCGGCCUUAGAAAAGAUGUUUAGCUGCUUUACAAUUGGGAAAUGCAGUAGUAGUCAUGGUGAUGGAUUGAGUGCAAGCAAAUUAAUGGAUCUUCUUCAUGGGUCUGAGUAUGUGCUUACCUAUGAAGACAAGGAUGGUGACUGGAUGCUUGUUGGAGAUGUCCCAUGGCAAAUGUUCAUGAACUCUUGCAAGAGGAUGAGGAUCAUGAAAAGUUCUGAUGCAAUUGGGUUAGCCCCAAGAGCCAUGGAGAAACGCAAAACCCUUGAUUAGAGAGCAGACUUAUCCUAGUAAUAAUUGAUCUAUCCACGACCAAUCGGGUAUGAUCAUCAUCGUCAUCAUGUAAUUUGGAUUCUACUUUUUUUUUGUGUUUUUAUAUUUGUCCUGUUUUAAAUUAUUAAUGUAUGUUUGAGACAAACGAACAAAAGAACAUGUUUAUUAGAGACGCAUGUAUCUAUGAUAAACAAUUCUUCAUCAAUCGUGAAUCGCGGUUGAUAGUCCUUUCAUUU
This is a messenger RNA of Impatiens glandulifera, 1397 nucleotides long. Its product is annotated as auxin-responsive protein IAA27-like. Gene Ontology annotation, cellular component: nucleus. Lineage: Eukaryota; Viridiplantae; Streptophyta; Magnoliopsida; Ericales; Balsaminaceae. The transcript is spliced from 5 exons. Gene Ontology annotation, biological process: regulation of DNA-templated transcription. Gene Ontology annotation, molecular function: protein binding. The record is from RefSeq and is a predicted model, not a curated record. The coding region runs from base 226 to 1161 and encodes 311 amino acids.